AUGUUCAAAAUGCUCAUUUUCCAGAUGAAUCGCUUGGUGGUUGCUCCCCGCCUCUUCUCGGCUCGUACCAUGGCCUCCGCGGCUCCGAAAAUCACCACUGGCAUUGAGCACGCCGAAAAGGCACGACAGCUCGCAGGUAUGAUUCUAAAAAUUGUGUGAAAACGAUUUUUUUAAAGAUUAUUCAAAAAACUUGUUGAAUCUUGGUUUUUCGCGUUGAAAUCUAAUGUUCCCUGUCUUAAAAAUGAUGGAAAUGUCGAAAUGAAGCUUGUAAUAAUUUUUUUUCAAAAAAUUUUGAAUUUUCAGGCGGGAAACCAGACUGGGCGCUGUACAAGUGCGACGACUACCUGAAAUUCGACAAAUACUCUUACGCCCACGCGGAAAUCACGAUGAACAAAGCACGUGUUCCGCAGCCGACAAACCGCAAAGCGGACGUUCUUCCGCAAGUGCGCAAAGCUUAA
Molecule: messenger RNA, 458 nt
Organism: Caenorhabditis sp. 36 PRJEB53466
Lineage: Eukaryota; Metazoa; Nematoda; Chromadorea; Rhabditida; Rhabditidae
Source: the annotation of a GenBank genome assembly